AUGUUCAGCUUCUCUGGAUUGACGGCCUCCCCCAAGUCGGCUGCCGCGGGUCUCUGGGGCUUCGCCUCCACCCUGACCGAGACCGUGAAGCAGACCACAGCGGACCUGGCGGCCUCCAUCCACGACACCGACUGGGCGUCCGAGCUGGCGUCCCUCAAGCAGGGCCUGGGCGACGAGAGCGCCGCGCUGGCGCACAGCGCCAAGGCCGCCGCCGAGCGCCUGCCGGUCCUCGCCGAGCACCUGCCAGAGAAGGUGGGCAGCCUGCACACGGAUGAGCUCGGCACGCGCCCUGCAGCCGCCUGCCGUCGGGGCGUGGCCGGCACCGCCCUCCAGUCGCGCAAGCGCGGCGCCGCCGGGCAGCUCAGCGGCACGCUGAGCUCGCUGCGCGAGGAAGUGCACAUGGGCCUGCGCGAGGGCAUCAGCGCCGUGCUGGGCGGCGGGGUCUCCGACACCGCCGCCGCAGCGCCCGCGACGGGGAGCGGCGGUGCCAGAGCCGGGGCCCACAGUGCCGCGGUGGCUCCGGCGGCCCUGCUGGAGGACCCCUCCGGCAGCCCCCAGUUCCAGGCCUGGCUGGGCGAGGGGCGCAUGGAGGCCCGGCGCUCCGCCGCGCAGGCCUCCGACCCGGGGCUGGCCGGCCUGCUGGCGAGCCUCGUCCCCGGCCGCCUGUCGGAGGAGGCGUUCUGGCAGCGGUACCUGUACGCGCGGUACUGCACGGAGGAACGGCGCCGGGCGCUGCGGGAGCUGACGCAGCGCUCGCGACGCGUGGAGGAGGUGGACUGGGACUGCGAGGACGAGGAGGAGGAGGAGGACGAGGCGGUGGCGGUGGCGGGCGGCCCCGGUGAGGUCGGGGCUCCGGCAGCAGGGGCGGGGCCGGCGAGCCCAGGGGCGGCGGGGAAGGGACUGGCGCAGGGAAGAGCACCAGGGGCAGGGGACGAGGUCCGGGCGGCAGCACUCGGUCGGAAGUCUGUCGCGGAGAGCCUGGGUGCCGGGGAACCAGUCGCGGCGCUGGCAGUGCCCUGCGCAUCAGGAGCAGCGGCCGAAGGCAGCUCGGUGGCGCAUGGCGUGCCGAGCCGGGACCAGCCGGCAGCCGGUGGGUCGGCCUGCCCCGGCGAGGAAGUCGGCAGCGUGGCGCAGGCGCGGGUCCUGCUGGCCAAGCCGGGCGCGGUGAGCGCCGCUGCCUCCGCCAGCGCCGGCCCGGGCGAGGGCCCCGCAGGUCGCAGCGCCGAGGGGGAACCGGAGUCCGAGGAAGUUGCAGCCCCCACGGCAGCGGUCACGGCUUGCGGAGGAGGACCCAGCUCGCCGGACGGAGCCGACACAGCGCCUGACCCCGCCGGCCGGGAGCAAGCCCUCGCAGACGCCCUGCUAGCCUCGCCCGGCCCGCUGCCCGCCAGCCCCGGCAGCAGCGGGCGGGCCGUCGAGGACGCGGCCAGCACCGCCUCCCGCCACGGCCCCAGCACCUCGUGGUCGGUGAUCAGCGAGGGCCCGUCGGGGGAGUCAACGCCCAUGGCCCCCCCCCUGGCGCCCGCGGUGGGGAAGGCCUCCAAGGCGGCCAGCGACGACGACUGGGGCGACGACUGGGAGUGA
Messenger RNA from Auxenochlorella protothecoides, 1584 nucleotides. RefSeq names its product BSD domain-containing protein 1. Gene Ontology annotation, cellular component: cytoplasm. The record is from RefSeq and is a predicted model, not a curated record. NCBI's taxonomy places the organism in Eukaryota, Viridiplantae, Chlorophyta, Trebouxiophyceae, Chlorellales, Chlorellaceae. The coding region runs from base 1 to 1584 and encodes 527 amino acids. The transcript has 3 exons.